This is a messenger RNA of Porites lobata, 7524 nucleotides long. The record is from the annotation of a GenBank genome assembly. NCBI's taxonomy places the organism in Eukaryota, Metazoa, Cnidaria, Anthozoa, Scleractinia, Poritidae.
CCCGACUUUAUCAAACAGGUUUCAGGCACUAAGGUACGUUUUAAGUUAUUGAAUGAUUGAAAAAUUUAUAAUAGAGAACUGUGACCGGUAGAAGUGACAAUUGAAAGCAGUAAACAGUGAGUACCCGUCUAAUAGAUCAUGGAUGGUUAGAUGAGGGUGCCCUGCCUUCCUUACAGAGAGUUGAGGUCUAAUACCGGCAGAGAUACAGAAAACGAAAGGGUCCUUUUAGUACACGUAAAAAAUAAAACAAAGCAAGACAGUAGAUGAAUUAUCAAGAGAGAUCAUUCUCUCUUGGUAUUAUGGCUUACUUAUUGAUGAAAAACGGAGAUCAUCUGAUCGACGUAGGUCGAAGGCAAACAUGGAAGAGAACACGCGAAUGUUAAGGUGGCUCCGUAAUUAAUACAAGAGCAUUUAGCUGUGACAAAUUUUCCGUCAUAACUUUUUGGUUAUUAACGCGAUGGCUGCGAAACUUUGCAAAGAACAACAGAUAUCAUUCGGCAAUAACACGAAAUAUUCCGAUUUCAUUGAUGGUAAAUAUUUCUUGAGAAAUUAGCGCUUAAAAGGACCCUACUGUUCAAAGAAAAUCGCGUCUAGUAAAAAAUUUUGCUGAUAUUUUUUACUGAAAUUUCUGGUAUCGGCUUUAAUUGAUAUAAUAAAUAUGCCAGAGGAAUUUCAGAAAAAUCGUUGGAGCAGAAGUCCGAAACUAAAAGUCGCUCAAAAUUCAGCUGUUAAAUUGUUUUGGAAUUUCAAAGAUAAAUUACUAUCGGGUAGAAGGAGCCACCAGUUUGAAUUUUCGUGACAAGUAAAUUCAACGUUUUCUAAUUCUUAAAACAAAAGCCGAUUGCCUAUCGUGCUAUUCUUUAAAAGGUACUGUUUAGUUGUAGAAGCACUAUAAAUUGCUCCAAACCUUGCUCUGAGGUAGAAUUACUUGUUCUUCGACAUUUUUAAAAUAUCCCAUGGCAGUUUUGGUUCAAACUCCUGCUGCAUACAUUUUGAUGUAUUGCAAUGCAUUUUCAACGACUUUUACUUCUGUUCGUUGCUUCCAACUCAGGAAAAAAGUAUUGAGAUUGGACGCUACCUCGUACCAGAGCUCAGAUAGAACUGUCCAGCACCUUUGUUUAUGACUACAAAAUGAGCACGAGCGGCAGUUCUGCGUGGAAUUCGCACCUCACACAGGGGGGACGAACGACAUCGAUGACCAUGCCUGUGAACCGAAUAACAUCACAGUCCAAAAUAAAAUUAUCGCAAAAAUACUGCCCGUGAAUAAAUUUACAACUCUGGAAUUUUUGUCACCCUUCCCUCAAUGAAUGGGUAUUUUUUUUGAUUAUUAUGUUUUGCUCUGCAAUACAUGUUUAUACAGAUCGGUUCCCAGACAUGGGCAUCAUUGUCAUUCGUCCCCCUGGCUGAGGUGCGAAUUCCUCGCACAAGUGCCGCUCGUGCUCAUUUUCUGGUCAUAAACAAAGGUGCUGGACAGUUCUAUCUGAGCUUUGAUACAAGGUAGCUUACAAUCCCAAUACCUUUUUCCUGAAUUGGAAACAACGUACAGCAGGAAAAGCCGUUGAGGAUGCAUUGCAAUACAUCAAAAUGUGUGCAGCAGGAGUUUGAACCAAAACUGCCAAGGGAUAUUUUAAAAAUGUCGAGGAACAAGGACAACAAGUCAUUCGAAGUCAGAGCAAAGUUUUGAAGCAAUUUAUAGUGCUUCUAAAACUGAACAGUACCUUUUAAAGAAUAGCACGAUAGGCAAUCGGCUUCUGUUUUCAGAAUUAGCAAACACUGAAUUUACUUGUCCCGAAAAUUCAAACUGGUGGCUCCUUCUCGCUGAUGGUAAUUUAUUUUUGAAAUUCCAAAACAAUUUCACAGCUGAAUUUUGAGCGACUUUUAGUUUCGGACUUCUGCUCCAACGAUUUUUCUGAAAUUCCUCUGGCAUAUUUAUUAUAUCAAUUAAAGCCGAUACCAGAAAUUUCAGUAAAAAAUAUCAGCAAAAUUUUUUACUAGACGCGAUUUUCUUUGAACAGUAGGGUCCUUUUAAGCGCUAAUUUCUCGAGAAAUAUUUACCAUCAGUGAACUCGGAAUAUUUCGAAUCAUUGCCUAAUGAUAUCUGUUGUUCUUUGCAAAGUUUCGCAGCCAUCGCGUUAAAAACCAAAAAGUUAUGACGGAAAAUUUGUCACAGCUAAAUGCUCUUGUAUUAAUUACGGAGCCACCUUAAACGAUCAGAUCAGAGACUGAAUAGAUGGACAUAUAAACGAAAUCGGGUAAGGUGAUAAAUCACAGAAGAUAUAGCGCGAUGGGUAUCUAGUAAUUAUACCAGUGAUAUAGCGUAGUAGACGGGCUGGUCCCACUGACACGCAUUUUUGUAAUGCUAUUUAAAGGAAAAACCAUGCCAAGAAAGUGCAAAAAAACUGCAACCCCGAUCGUGUGCAGAUUACCUAAAGAAUGGCGCAGACAAGUGCGGCUACUACAAGAUCUUCGAUGCUGCAGGGAAUGGCUUCACUGUGUACUGUGACAUGGAAACAGAACCUGGUGCGGCCUGGACACUUAUCAUGUCUUGGAGCCUCAAAAAUAACAUGUUAUUGAGCUUUAGGUACUAAUUUAAUUAAACAAUGCUAAAGAUCGUUAUUAAGCUAAAUUGUAGAGCCUCUAUAUGUAUGGGUACCUGCGUAAUGUCACUUUCUUCGUUCAAACCAGGUUCUAUCGUUGGUUUUUCAACAUAUAAAGAAUUGCUUUGCAAGUAUUAGCUCUUCUAAAGAUAUUAAUCAAGCACGACAAAGAAGACGAAAAUGAGUGAAAAAGCAGUGGGUGUAAAAACUGGUUUGAUAAGCGAAACUGACUCAACGUGCACCCGCGUGUCAUCGAACCAAAAUUCAAUCGAACACCAAUCAUUCGAUUGAGUGCGGUAAUCGAACAUGAUCGAACAUCUACAGGCGUGUCCCAAAAGUUCGUUCCUGAGUCCUUUGUAAGUCUGUAAUGCAGUACGAUUGGACUUGAUAAGCAAAUCUUUUAAAGAAAAGGUUCUUGUAUUUUCAAUCGGACUGAAACGGCGACAUUCUUGAUACCUAUUUACGGCAACUGUAAUUUCGAUAUAUGCGGUCUCCUCCCGGGUCUCCUUCGAGUUCUUGACGCUCUCGACAAUUCACUUUGGGUUCACUGAAAACUAGCAGCGAUUCGACCUUCAGUAGAAAUUGUCCCGACCACGUGGCUAUUAUGGGGUAUGAUUGUCCUAUCAAAUCGUUAACUCCCUGUAUACCGGUAGGCUCCGCCUGAAAGAGAUAUCUUAAGGCUUCAGCUAUAUGAAAGAGUAGGGAAAUCUGUCAUUUGGGUCUGUGAAAGGUCCCAAAAGGCUAGCCGAUGAAUUUUAUGGCUUCAUAAAGUGAAACGUUCUAUAUUUGGGGUGCAAAGUUCUAAACAAGGUAUGUGAAAGUGGUACCAUUUUUCAACAGAAGCUAUACGAAAGGGGUACCCUUUUUGUGAAAAAUGGUAUAUAAAAGGGUAAGGGGUUGGACCUCGGGGCGGAGCCUCCCCAUACAUACAUACAUACAUGUUUUUAUUUGGAGUCUUAUACAAUAAAUAGUAUAACAACUAUUUCAAAAAUCACUAAAAUUACGGACAACAAAAAUUCCUAAACAUAGGGCUAAUAAGUUAUUAAGUCCUAGAGUAUUUACUUUUUGCCGUCUUCCUCUUUUCUUUUUUUCAAAGCAUUCGAAUAUGUUUUGCUAUUAGUUUUUGUAUUUUAGCAUUUCCGCUAGGGGGGGUUUAUUAGAAACAUGAAUAUUUUGUUAGGUGACAUUCUGCUUAUAUUUAUUCUAUAUUCUUUUUCCAAAUAAUCUAGUAACGAACAUCUUUUUUCCUGGUAAGCAGAGAAUAUAUUUAGAAAUCGGUAUUCGUCCUCCAUUUCUAUUUUACAAAUUGGUCAAAUUCUUUCUUAAGGUCUCGAAUAACGUCCUGUCUCUAUGGCUAAUUUGUGGUUGCUUAGUCGCAGUUUUGUUAGAGUUAUUCUUUGUCGCUUAUUGGUGACCUGUGUAGGUAAUCUUCACAUUUUUAAUUGUCUAUCGUUUUGAAUAACCGGUAGGUUCUCAUUUUGUUGCUUUGGUUAGCCUCCUUUCUAGCGUCGUUAUUUAUUUCACUUAGCCAUCUUUGUAGUUCCAUCAUCCUUACGCCGUUGCCUGAUUAGUUUACGAUUCCAAUGUCCGCAUAGUGUGCUUGCAUCCAGAAUUCUCCUAAUCCUAUCUGUUCCAAUAAGCUUUUGCUUUUUUUGCUCCAGGAAGCUUUAUUUUCAUUCCGAUUUGAUGUCAUUGUCUGCUAUUUGGAAUAAUUUGUUUUCAUUUUUGGUAAAGGUUUACCAGAACUCAAAGUUCCUACAUUGGGCUUCAAUAUAAUUCUCAUGCAUUCUCUCAGCCCUGCGAGCAUUAUUAUUGCAGUAUUUAUUAACUCCCAGCAACCACUUCAGGAAUUUAUUUUAAACUAAUUCUGCUGGAUCCUUUUCUAAUUGUCCAUUGCAAUCAAUCCCCCAUACUUCACUCGCAUAAAAGAGUAUGGGAGAUAUCAGUGCAACAAAUGGCUUCAUCGUUAAUUUUAUAAUUUCUCUAAAGUGGUUUCCCAUCUGUUUUCGUAAUUCCUAGAGAGCUUUGAAUGCAACUUUCUUCAAACUCUUGCUCAGCGAGAUUAAAGUUUCUAUAUAUGGACUCAUUAUUACUCCAAGAUAUUUGUAGGAUUUUACAUUUUCCAGUUGAUCAGCACCGUAUCUGAACGAGUAGUAGUCUAAAGACUUACCACAGUUAUUAAAAAUCAUAAUUUUUGUCUUGUCUAACUUUCCACUUACAUCGGCAUUUUCACAGAAAGAUUCUAGCUUAUUAAGGAUUAUUUGAAAGCUUUUUGCUGAUCUAGAGAAGAUCACUAGAUCGUCCGCAUAUAAGAGACAAGCUGUAUUUAGGAAUUGUGGUAGAUCACUUAUAUAGAAAUUAAAAAGAGUAGGUGACAAUAUGCAACCUUGCAACACUUGUUGAGUACCCCCCCCCCCCCGGGGGGGGGAUGAACAUAAGGGAUUUGUAUAGGAAUUCAGGCAAAACAUUUAAGAAGAUAAUUAAAUACUCGCUAGAAUUUUUAAUACCUUACCUUAGUUACUCUGCUUGUUUUUUCUUACCGUGUCGUUAUUUUCCCGAACCAAUUGAAAGGAAAUCGAUUCAAUCUAUUAAAUCGCAAUUGAUCGGGAAAUAACCACACAGCAAGCAAAAACAAGCAAAGUAAAUAAGGUAACAAAAGGUGUCACGUAUUUUAUUGACAAUUCUAGCGAGUAUUUAUCUUCUUGAAAUCUUUGCCUGAAGUUCCCAUUCAAAUCCCUUAUGUUCACGGUGUUCUGUCGCGCUUUGUAAUAAUCGUCGCACUUCGUAAUAAACUUGAAAUGGAUUGACGGAAGAUAAGGAAACCCAAUAAUCAUGAAUUAUCAUCGACAACAACAACAACAAUAAUAAUAAUAACAUUCCAAUGAACGGUUUUCGACACCAAUUUCCCAAGUGGAUGCGGAGGGAAGUGUUCAAGAUCUUUGUAGGAAAGUACAACUCUUUCUAUGCGGACGACCUUGGGACCAUGAAACAGCGUCCAUAAAAGCAUGAUUCCAUAAUGAUGCGAUUUUGUACUGGAAUUUAGCUGCUAUCCCUGUUAUGUCCCUGUUACAAAGUGCGACCAUUAUUACAAAAUGCGACAGAACAGUCACGGCCAUUUUAAGGAUUACGCAGUGAUGAAACCAAAUGUAUUAAAGAUUUGACUCUCAUACUGAUCGAUACUGAGCUUUGGCUGCCUGUGGUGUACAUGACCUAAGAUCCACCCAAUCAGCAGCUCAGGAGAAUUUUGUUUUUUUCGCUUAGUUUUGUUUGUUGUAACGGUUUGAUUGUUUAAUUUUUAUUUUCCCUGUAUAAUUGAUAGCUUCAUUGAGUUCCUUUGUUUUGUGAUUUAUUGAUACUUCCUAUUUCCCCUAUAUAUUUAUACAACUCUUCCACAGCUUUCCUGUUAAUUAAAGUUGGAAGUAAACGCGAAUAAUCAUUCAAAACUUAUAUUUACCUUUGCGCUUAUCGACAGAAAACCAUUGCCACUCAACUACCCCGUAAACGAAAAUGCGCCUAACUGGUUCCUCUACCGGCUAACAAAGGACAGAAUGAGAUCGCUAAGUGACGUAUCCACCCACUGGCGAGCUACUUGCGGUUAUGACAAGCACGGCAUCAACAAUUACAGAGAUUACAUCCGUGGAAAAACUGCAGAUGUUAACAUCUUUGCCCUUGUUGGUACUACUUGCAUCAAAACCGAGCUUAUCAACGUCCGUGGUCACACUGGGAUACACCAGACUGCGAUGUAUCACUCAAGUAGUUACCUUCCUCACGUCGAAAGUACUUCAGGUGGAUGCCAGUUUUCUGUUUCAGGUUUGAGCAGUGAAGACAACUUUGGCUGUUACGGCACUAAAAACCCUAUGUUUACCUGCUCGAGGAAUGCCGCAUCUACCACGCAGUGGUGGUUUGGUGGCUACCAGUAAUUAGCACACUGAUCCUUUAGCGACAAAACUCAGCAAACCCUUAGCUUGUUUUGAGCUUAGCACUUGCUGGCCAGGAGAGUUUCCAUUUUGGCUUUCAUGCACUCUUGUUCUUCGGACAGCGGUGAUAGACAUUUUGUGUUUUUGCUUUUGUACGAAUGUAUAGACUUGACGUUUCGUAUGUUAGUCAACAAACAUUUUCAAAAGUGAUCAAAAGUGACCCGUUUUAACAGAUUACCAGAUCAGUAUAAAUACAAAAUUGACAAGAGGUCUGGAAAUGAGAUACGGAAAUCUCCUAAUGGUGAAUAUAUAAGAAAAACAACAGUGAAUAUGCUGAAGUUCAAGCACCGCUGUUUAUUUUAUUUUUAUUAACCAGCACUCUCUUCUUUACUGUUCUGUAAUGGCACCUUUAAGUUAGAUGUUACUGAAACUUUUGAUCGCCCCAUCUAAGGGAAUCCAAGACAGUCUUAGAUUGUGGAUUCUACGUCGUGGAUUCCGGAUUCUAGAGCCUAUGAUUCCGUAUUCCACCACAGGGUCCAGAGGAGUUUCGUGUGAAUAAAUGAGUUACUUAUUUAAAGUCUCACCUUGAAAAAUGUCUAUACCUGUCGCUUAGCACUAUUAAUUAGCCCAAUGGGAUCUUUAUAAAUCUGCUGUAAACGAUUUCUUCGCUUCUUAUCUGACCCAGAUCGACUUUCGAAAAUCAAUAACCGCAAGCCAUAUCCUCGCUGGCGCACGGCACGUCGUUCGAAGGGUGACCAAAGGCCAUCGAGCCCUCAGUCUCUUGGUUUGCGGUCUAUAGAAUGUGUAACGAAACUGUAACGCGAUCAAAAUAACCCAUUUUUUCAGAGGUUUUCGACGGGUUUUGACUGAUGUUCUAACGACAAACACAUCUCCUCGGGACGCUGUGAUUCCACAAGCAAAAAUUUCCCUCGUUCCGGAAUCCGGAUUCCCUUACAUGAGGUGGUUUUAACUCAAUUAAAUGACUACUUUAAUAAAAAACUUGAACGCAG